GCUUAUUACACCCUCUUCUUCCCUGUGCCUCUUAUUUAGUCGUCUACCUCUCUGUUCUCCUCUCCCCAUCUCCCUAUUCUUUAGAAACACGCUCACCCAGAAACUGGGAUCAAGUUUAAGAAUGACUGUGGAGCUUUUAAGGAUUAAUACUCGCACAACAUAGUCAGUCAGUGAGUGAGAACAACGAUGUCUGAAUCUCCUUGUGUCGCCGGCGGUGAGAAGAAGCAGCAUUGGUGGCUUACAAACAGGAAGAUUGCUGAUAAAUAUGUGAAGGAUGCGAAGGUUCUGAUUGCAAGUCAAGAACCCAGCGCCAUGGCUUCGGCUCUGAACGUUCUUGAAGCCGCGCUGAUUCUCUCGCCUCGGCUCGAGUUGGCCCUGGAGUUGAAGGCGCGGACUUUGCUUUUUCUCCGGCGGUUUAAGGACGUGGCGGAUAUGCUGCAGGAGUACAUUCCCAGUCUUAAAGUAGCCCCGGAUGAAUCGUCGUCGUGUUCGUCUUCUUCUGAAUCGUCGGAUGGGUCCUCCAGGCCGUUGUCUAGGGAGCGUGUGAAGCUUCUCUCCUCCGGGGAUGAGUCGGAGCCCAGUUUCAAGUGCUUCUCGGUCUCCGAUUUGAAGAAGAAGAUCAUGGCUGGGCUGUGCAAAAGCUGCGAAAAGGACGGGCUAUGGAGAUAUUUGGUGUUGGGUCAAGCGUGUUGCCAUUUAGGGCUAAUGGAGGAUGCAAUGGCCCUUUUGCAGACUGGGAAACGCAUUGCCACUGACGCGUUGAGGCGUCAGAGCAUUUGUAGGUCGGACGAUAGCUUUUCGUUCGCCCGAUUCCCACUCUCCGGCGUGGACAAUAGCCACCCCCCAAAAACAGAGUCAGAAAGCAUUUCCCAAAUGCUGAGCCACAUCAAGAUGCUCCUCCGCCGUAAGACCUCCGCAAUCGCCGCCCUGGACGCCGGGCUUUACCCGGAAGCCAUCCGCCACUUCUCCAAGAUCGUCGACGGCCGCCGUGGAGCCCCGCAAGGCUUCCUGGCCGAGUGCUACACGCUUAGAGCCUCCGCCUAUCAAUCCGCCGGCCGAAUAGCCGACGCAAUCGCGGAUUGUAAUCGAACCCUAGCAUUAGAACCGUCUUGCAUUGAAGCUCUCAGUACACGAGCAGCUCUGUUCGAGGCUAUCCGAUGUUUGCCCGACAGCCUUCACGACCUCGAACACCUAAAACUCUUGUACAACACCAUGCUACGCGACCGGAUAUUGCCCGGACCGCUGUGGAAACGUCAGAAUGUUCAAUACCGGGAAAUUCCCGGAAAACUCUGUUCUUUGGCCACCAAAAUUCAAGAACUGAAGCAGAGGGUUGCUUCCGGCGAAACUGGAAACACUAUAGACUAUUAUGCCCUAAUGGGAUUAAGGAGGGGCUGUUCAAAAUCGGAACUGGAAAGAGCCAAUUUACUCCUUAAUAUUCGACACAAACCCGAUAAAUCUAUGAGUUUCGUGGAAAGGUGCGAGUUCACAGACGAUCAAGAUAUUGACUCUGUAAGAGACAGAGCAAAGAUGACUGCUUUAUUAUUGUACAGAUUGAUUCAAAGAGCUUAUACUAGCUUAACGAAGACCCUCAUUGAAGAAGAAGCGACCGAGAAACAAAGGAAGAAGUCCGCAGCCUCGGCCGCAAUGCAAGUAGAACCGGAGAUGUCCGGCAACAGUACUAUGAUCGAAAACAAGGUUACAGCCGCAACCAAAUCAUCGGCGUUUCAAGGAGUGUUCUGUCGUGACCUCGCCAUUGUCGGGAGCUUGCUAUCUCAGGCCAGUUUCAAUCGUCCCAUUCCCAUGAAAUACGAAGCCUUGAGCUGCUGAAUGCUGAUCUGAUCAUCAAUGGCGCCCAACAACCAGAUCUCAACAAAACCGGCGGGACCAAAAUGAUUCAAUCAUUAUUACAAUUAAUAAUAUUAUUAUUAAAAAAAAAAACCUCCUCUUUUGUACAAAUGGCAAGAAAAUAAUCAAAUAUGUAGCUAGCUUAUUAGCGGCCAAGAAAAUUUUGUUACCCAAUAUAAUCGUCUGUUUACUUGUUCUA
This is a messenger RNA of Ipomoea triloba (trilobed morning glory), 2044 nucleotides long. RefSeq lists its product as uncharacterized. Gene Ontology annotation, molecular function: protein binding. The transcript has 3 exons. The record is from RefSeq and is a predicted model, not a curated record. Lineage: Eukaryota; Viridiplantae; Streptophyta; Magnoliopsida; Solanales; Convolvulaceae. Bases 187 to 1827 code for a protein of 546 amino acids.